Petromyzon marinus (sea lamprey) is the source of this 6092-nucleotide messenger RNA. RefSeq names its product TATA element modulatory factor 1 (gene TMF1). Lineage: Eukaryota; Metazoa; Chordata; Hyperoartia; Petromyzontiformes; Petromyzontidae. Gene Ontology annotation, cellular component: Golgi apparatus; endoplasmic reticulum. The record is from RefSeq and is a predicted model, not a curated record.
UUCACCAUCAACAAAUUACGUCAUCGCCCAAGCAGAGCGAGGCGACGUGGACGCGCUGCCUUGGGAGGAGGAGGAGGGUGGUGGUGUUGUUGGAAGUGGAAGGAGUCUCUCGUGGGGCCACGGGCGUCCACGACCCCCCAUUCGAACUCGCCCCCCCAAGGGGUCGAUCGUUGCCGGUUACUUUUUGAACGGAGGCCGCCCGCCGCCGCCGCCGUCCCAGCGGCGACUCCUCCACGUUCUUCGCUCAUAUCCACUCGCAAAACAUGGACGCCUCGUCUCGCCUCCACGACAGCGACGGUCGCGGCGCGGUGAAGCCGCGGAAGGAGCUCGCGUGAGCACCUGUAGGCAGGAUCUGACUGACGCAGCAUGCAGGGGCUGACCUUGCAGCAAUAAAAAGGCAGCCCCUGUGGUUCUGGGUCUCGUCAGAGCACCUCAACCCGGAAUCUAGACAAGACAUCCUCCUCCUUGCAACCAACCAUGAGCUGGUUCAACACGUCACACCUGUCCAGCUUUGCCAAGCAGGCGCUGUCCACGGCGCAGAAAUCCAUCGACCGCGUGCUCGACAUCAAGGAGGACGGACUCUCGUGGGACGGCGGCAUCGCUCCCAACCUCAUGCUGGACGGUCCGGGGAGCGUGAUUGGGUCCGGGGGCGAGGCAUGGGGCAGCUCCUCCGAGUGGGGCACGGCACCGCACUCGGAGGAAGCCGACGACCUCUCCCCCGCCAUCACCACGCCCGUGUCGCGCACCCUGAACGAAGACACGGACAGCUUCUUCAGCGCAUUUCUCACGGGAGAGCAGGACACGUCCUCACCCAGGCCUGGCGGCAACAGAGUGAAGGAGAAGGAUGGGACGCCCAGGGCUGAUGAGAAGAAGUCGGAAGAGCCGAAAGCGGUGCAGAGAGGGAUGCAGCUCGGGAGGAAACUUGGCAGCAAGGUGCACAAGUCUGCAUCCAGCGAGCCAAGCCUGCAGCCAGUGUCAGGACCGGACACUGCAUCCCAGGCGAGUUCCUUGGAACGGAAGCCAUCCACAGAAUCGCCUGGUGAGGCAGACAGCGGCCUGCCGAGUGAUGAACGCACGGAUUUCUCAGAGAGCAAGAACUUUGGAGAUUUACAGAGCUCGUGGCAGAUGCCCGACACGGACGUGAGCGUCAGUGAGCAACGAGGAGAAGAAGACGAGGAUGAUACACAGCAGCAAAGUGACGAGUUGGAUGGUAAAGUAGAAGGCACGGACAGCUCGUCGAUAAGCAUGGUUCUAGCAGCUGCUGCGGAAGAAUCAACGCAGAUUGUAGACGAGUGCUCCUACAAUACUGGUGCCACGGCUGAGGAGACAUCGGGCGUGAAGGCACCGCUGAUGGAUGGUGGCAGCGAGGACCGGCAGAGCAAGACUCCGUCUCCUCCGGCAGGGCCUCUUUCUUCCGGAACGUCGAGUACGAGCGACAUCGAGGUGCUGGACCAUGAGAGCGUGAAGAGCGAAAAUUCGGCGAGCUCACGUGCUGACCACAAGGCCGCGCUCGCCCCGCUCGUUCAGGUGCAGUCCUUCCUGCCGGCACCUGGUGACGAUGACCAGCGCUUGUACGAGAGUGGCAGCUCCUCCACCGACGGCUUCGAGAGGAUCGACUCGGUGAGCGUGCGCUCGCUGGAUAGCCGCAGCAUCAGCGAGGUCAACUCGGACGACGAGGUCGGAGGUUCUCGCUUCGCACAGGCCCAGCCAGCCUCCUACGACCAUCAGCAGCAGGAGCGGCCGCAGCACGAGGAGCAGCGAUCCGCCGCGGCAGAUUGUGACCGUGUGCCAUUUGAAGGCUGCGUGCCUACUGACGAGGAUAUUGUGCCGGCUGAAGGCAAGUCCAGUGAGGACACCUUGGAAGUGUCUGGCUUCAGCCAGCACGACGUGGACAGUGUGGAGGAGAUGGAGCGGAGUACCACACCGGUGUAUGAGGAGCAGGCGGUCGCUUCAGACACGCAGGCCCUUGGCGAAACUCUGGACCCCACCGCACCAAAACUAGAGGGCGAGGAGGCCGGCAUGGUGAUGUCCGACGUACGGUUGGAUUGCGACACGGCUGGUGCUGCCCACGAUGCCGCUGCAGCUACCCUCGCGGAGGAGGCGGCGGCGGCACCUCAGGAGCAGGCGCAGGUUGUCACGCAGAACAAGCGGACGCCCAGAGGGCUGGAACACCUUUCCCUCGGAUAUGAAAAAAUGGAACUUCAAAAGAUCAUCGACGAGUUGACGCAGAAGCUGGAGCAGCGGGAAGGUCAGCUGCUUACCGUUAGCAAAGAGAGGGCGGUGCUGGAAGAGGCGCAGGAUAACCUCCAGGACGAGCUGACCCGACUGCGGGACGAGAGCAGCACAGUGGUGUCGCUGCGCGAGGAGUUCACGCAGCGGAUCGCCGACGCCGAGAGGAAGGCUCAGGCGGCCUGCAAGGAGAGGGACGCCACCAAGAAGGAACUGAAGCUGGUCAAGCAGGAUCUGGCCACGCGCUUGAACUCCAAUGAGACUGCAGAGCUACUGAGACAGAAGGACGAGCAGGUUAAGGGCCUUCUGGAGGAAGGCGAGAAGCUCUCCAAGCAGCAGCUGCAGACCUCCACCAUCAUCAAGAAGCUGCGCGCCAAGGAGAAGGAGAACGAGGGGCUGCUGUCCAAGCACAGCAGACACACCCGCGAGCUGGAGGGGGAUCUGCAGCAACUACAGCAGGUGCUGGACGGCAAGGAGGAGGUGGAGAAACAGCACAGGGACAACAUCAGGAAGCUGAACGCGGUGGUGGAGCGGCAGGAAAAGGAGACAGCGCGCCUGCAGGCCGAGCUGCUCGCGCUGCAGGAGAACAACCGCACGCUCCAGGCUGCAUACGACAACGCCUACAAGGAGCUGACAGAGCUGCACCGCGCCAAUGCGUCUCGCGAAAGCGAAGCCCAGGAGGCCGUGCUCAGCCGCGAGGUGCAGGCGCAUGAGCAAAUGCGCCUCGCCCUGGAGCAGCAGCAGGAGGAGGCCAUCCAGCAACACGAGGCACUGUCCAUGCAGGUGACGGACUUGAGACUGGCCCUGCAGAGAGCAGAACAACAGCAGGCGAGGAAAGAAGACUACUUCAGACAGGAGCUCAGCGAGAUGCAGCAGAGGCUGCAGGAGGCGGAGGGCCGGAAUCAGGAGCUGAGCCACGGCGUCUCGACCGCCACGCGCCCGCUUUUGCGGCAGAUCGAGAAUCUGCAGGGCACGCUGAGCGCGCAGUCGGCCUCCUGGGAAAAGCUGGAGAGGAGCUUGUCUGACCGAUUGGCCGAGUCUCAGAUGCAGCAGGCGACGGCCGUGCAGCGCGAGCGCGCCGCCCAGGAGUCGCUCAUGCAGCAGAGCGCGCAGCUGUCGGCGCUGGAGUCGCAGAGCGCGAUCCUCCGGCAGGAGCGCGGCCGCCUCCAUGGGCAGCUGGACAUGGAGAAGCAGCGGCAACAUGAGUUGCAGGAGCAGCAGUCGAGAAGCUUGGUGGAACUGGAGACGCUGCGGGAAGAGCACCUGAAGACCUUGGAGGAAGCCAGAAAAGACAAGACGCUGUUGCUGAGCCAGCUGGAGGUGGAGCGAGCAAAGGUGGACGCGGAAAAGAAGAGGGCGCUGAUCGCUCAGGAAGCCCUCAAGGAGAAGGACCGAAGAGGGUCCCGGGCACAGUCUCUUGAAGGGAUUUCGGUUGUGUUAAGUCACUCAAGCUCCAGCUCAGUCGGCCUCAACGAGAGUGUCAGUGGACCGUCGGCCAGUGCUGUAACGCAGGAGGAAUCGAUCGAGCAGGCGCUGAUGGGUCCUGGAAACGUGUACGAAGCGCUGCGACUGAACGCCGGCUCCAGCGUCAUCGAGAGCCUGCAGUCGCAACUCAAGCAGCGCGAAGGGGAGAUCGCACAGCUCCAGACGGAGAUCGGCAAGCUGGAGCGCACGCGCAUGCUAAUGACGGAGGAGCUCGUGAAGCUGAGCACGCAGAAUGAGGAGCUGCAGGAAAGCGCGGAAGAGGUGCCCAAGCUCAAGGGUCAGCUGAAGGACCUGGAGCAGCGGUACAACACGAUGCUGCAGAUGUAUGGGGAGAAGGCGGAGGAGGCCGAAGAGCUUCGUCUGGACCUGCAGGACAUCAAGAACAUGUACAAGGCUCAGAUUGAGGAGCUGCUACGACAGAGGCCCUCGUAGUGCAGGACAAAUCCUGCUGCCGCACACUGGGACAUGUCAGCCUCCUCAACUCUGCCUGCCCUUACUCCCCAUCCCAUGGUGCCUCUUUCUUGGGUGGCCGUGGGAUGAAGAUGUCCAAAAAUACAUUUUUGGAACAUCACCCAAGAGUGACGCGAAACUAUACUAAUUAUUUUUUGCGGUUAUCAAAGUGACCGCUAACCAGUUAUGGAUCGUACCAUGUUUAGUUUGCCAUUUUAAGUCCAGCCUUCCUCGAUAAUCCAGAUCAUUUUUUCGUCAAAUUCCUUCCCAAUUAAUGAUUUUUUGUUAAUGCUGCAGAUAGUAUGUUGUCAGUACAUCACCACCAGCCCUACUAUUGUCGCAUCUCCUAGUCACAGCUGAAUGUAUUAUCCCAAUACGAAGCUGUGGCUCAAGAUCCCCGUCUGGAGGUGGUUUGCUGGGAGUUCAGUCCUGGCAUGCAGUGUGAUGUCUGCUUUCUCAUCGCCAUUGAUGCCAGAUGCCUCUACAAACAGCACGAGUGAACAUUUACUCUGCGGCGCGCUAAUGCUCGUAGAUCCAUUGAAAUUUAAGAUCACAGCAUUUCUUCGAAACUCUGAAGCACCCCCCCCCCCCCCCCCAGAGGCAUCUGUUGUAAUGUUCUGUCAUUAACCCAUCAUGCAGGCCUGGAUUAGGAACUGUAUAUUCCAUUGUUUGAACACAAGUACAAGAAGGCGGGUGCUGUGUGUGAGAAACGCUUUUCCCACAAUCGCAUUCCGUUUGCGGCAGGGCACAGUAUUUUUUUCCCACCAGCGUUCACAGUUUAAGGGAGCUUAUGCCAAGAGUCUCCCUUGGUGUGAAAUCUGUGGUGUCACUCACGUCAUCGCAAGAAGCCGCAGACCUAUUUACAUCCGAUCGCUGUGGUACAGUCAUUCAGUGUUCCAGCAGGCAGCAUCUUCAGCUGUGGCUGAAGCCAGAUUUUUGGAAGCCUUUUCACUCUUUUACAUCAUUUUCACAAAGCGGUAGGUGAUGUGCUCUAUUAUCACGUCUGCACAGACACUUUUGUUUGUUGUUCUGCUGGCACGUCCCAUCGUUUGUAUGUGACCAGAUAUGUUUUUGUUGCUGUCAUGGUGAUAUAGAUUUAUUAUUGAUGCAUUAAAGCGUUAGGUAUUUUAAUUAGCCCCCCCCCCCUCCUCGUAAAUGCUAAGCUGGUGAAUGGGUUAUGUUUUUAACUGUCAUUGCACUUUUACGGAGAAGUUGAUCUUUUCAAAAGAGAUCACGAUGGCGCGUUUAAUUCUAUAUCAAGGUUUCACCGAGUGUUUCGCACGUCGAGUGUGGAACUCGAGCAUAGCGUCUGCCAUGUAUUAGGGUGUUUGGCCAUGCCAUGGCUGUAAUAUUCUAGACUAUUCUGCGGUGCAUCCAGUACAAGUGGAAAUUUUGGAGUGCCAAGGUCUUUUGUGGUCGUUUGGCAUUAAAAUGCAUUUCUCGAUCCACGAUUUUACGUUUGACUUCAGAAGUGACUGUGUGUACGGUACUGUACAUAAGAGGGUGUAUGUAUGUGUAUAUAUAAAAUCUUGUUAACAUUUACAGUUGCAUGUCGUGGUUAAUUUGCCAUAUUAAUAAACAAGGUCUCCCGUCCAAUCCUGACAAUAUAUACAGUAUCUAAACAAGUUAUUUUGUGGAAAAUGUUCUUAAAUUAGCAUAGUCGAUAGCUAAAUACACGUGCACACACACUUGUGAAUUACGUGAGCUACAUUUGACCUUAGCACUCCACAAAGCCCAUUUAAGAUGGAGGGCCCUGGGGUUAGACUUUGUUGAUUCAAACUUAACAUAGCCUUGAUUUAGCACGAUAUACACUCGAUAUUAAACAUGUAUGCAAUUAGUUGAAGGAUACGGUAUAUGAAAAGAAACUCACGGAUGACAACGUUGGUUAUUUAUGGGGAUAAGCAGUUGAAUAAAAGUCUUCAACUUGU